AAGAAGUCAAUUAUCAAGUCUUGUGUGGCCUCGUUGGAACUGCCUACGUGGCGUGAGCUGCCAAGUCGACUCUUCCUAGUCCGUAGCUCCUUGGCAGAUUGGCCUCCGAGACGCGGCACUUAUUCAGGUGCUUAAGAGCCGCACAUGCAAAUGCCUCUACCAGUGUCUCCCUCUCAGCUGACGCCUUGACUCCGCCUUCUUGUCGUGACAACGUCCUUGACCGUUUGGCCUGGCGUGAGGUUACCACAUCACACCAUCUCGGGUGGUGAGAGCCCUCACAGUCUAGGCUCAGCUAUUCCGAUCUACUUCUUCCCCCAAGAGGCCGCGACAAGCUGUGGGCAAUGGAGCCAAAGGGGCGGUCGUGGCAGAAGUCGUUUGGGACACCACGAUGGAUGCCAAAGGCCAACUUCAUUACUCUUCACUACUUAUACAUCAUUGUGGUCGGUCUCUCUGGCCUUCUCAUCUUGCUCCCAUACGGCAACAUAUCGGCCAUUGAUGCGUACUUUUUCGGAGUGAGUGCCUCAACAGAAUCAGGCCUGAACACCAUUGAUUUGAAAGAAUUGGCGACAUACCAACAAGUCUACACCUAUCUCAUUGCUAUGAUAACAAAUCUUACUUUCAUCAACAUUGCGGUAGUAGUCGUGAGACUGCACUGGUUCAGGAAAAAGCUCAAGACCCUGGCACCGAUUCUACUUAAAUCGGAAGGCCACGAGGCAGACGGAGGAAACCCAAGCCAUGCUGACUCUGAGUCCGACCUGGAUCUUCGCCCGGCGGUCACUGAGCCCGCCAGAAAACCCCCACCUUCACUCGCAGGAGGGGAUAACAAGUCAUUGCAUUUGGUCAAGACCGACAGCCCGAGGCGUAUCACAUUUGCCCUCGACGUCCACCGCACUCCUGAAUCAAAGCCGCUUUACAUUCCAGGGCCAAGAGAUCGCGAUAAUGGCCAUCCUAUUGUCGAACGAGACAUCCUUGACGAGGCGGAUGAUGCCGAAGACGCCGUCGGGAUGGCCCCAAGAACCAACGAGCCCAAAAGCGGCGUCGUCAGGCGACGUACCUGGGGGGCAGACGGCCCAGGGAGCUCCCCAGCCCUUUCCAAGGCAAUAUCCAUCGAAAGGGUUGCAACGACAGUCGGAACAGUGUUCGUACUGGGCAAGACGCGUGCCGGGGUUGCCCGCCAACCUCCCGCACCGCCUCGGCCCCCCGCCACCGGGCUGCCAAUGCUGCUUUCGAAGCAGGUCACGAUCGGGCGCAACUCGCAAUUUCUGAAUUUGACAUCGUCAGAUAGGGAGAGGCUUGGAGGUAUCGAAUACCGAGCUCUAAAAGUGCUGUUGAAGAUUGUGGUCUCAUACGCCGUUUUCCUCAACAUACUCGGGGUAGUCAGCUUGGUUCCCUGGAUCCAUCGCGCGCCUCAGAAAUACCGGGACUGGCUCGACGUGAAUGCUAUCGACUACUCCUGGUGGGGCAUUUACUCUGCCCAAACAAUGGCGAAUAACUUAGGUUUCACGCUUACGCCGGAUUCAAUGGUGACUUUCCGUGACGCUACCUGGCCCAUGCUUAUCAUGACGUUCCUUGCAUUUGCAGGCAAUACUUGCUAUCCGAUUUUCCUUCGCCUCGUCGUCUGGACCAUGUUCAAGCUCGUUCCCUCUCGGUCGUCCUUGAAAGAGACACUCCGAUUCUUGCUCGACCACCCACGAAGAUGUUACACCUUGCUCUUUCCGAGUCGCGCGACGUGGAUCCUGUUCGGCAUUGUCGUCUUCCUUAACCUCGCGGACGUUGUGCUUAUCAUCGCUUUAGAUCUAAACAACCCUGCGGUGAAUGAUCUUUCUCUUGGGCCCAGGAUCUUAUCAUCUCUCUUCCAGGCAGCGUCGGCCCGCCACACCGGGACUGCAACUUAUGUGCUUUCGCAGGUGAAUCCAGCUGUGCAGUUCAGCCUAUUGGUAAUGAUGUACAUUUCAGUGUUGCCAAUAGCAAUCAGUAUACGCGCGUCGAAUACUUAUGAAGAGAAGAGCCUGGGAAUUUAUCUGCCCGACGAGGAGGAGCCUGACGAGGGCCAAGGGACGACGUCGUACAUCCUUGCACAUGUCCGGAACCAGCUGAGUUUUGACUUGUGGUAUAUAUUCCUGGGAGUGUUUUGUAUUUGUAUUGCUGAGGCAGAUAAGAUCAUGGAGCCGGAUCAGACGGCUUUCCAGGUCUUUCCCAUCCUGUUCGAAGUCAUGUCCGCCUACGGGUGUGUCGGUCUGUCCCUUGGCCAUCCUUCGGUAAUGACCUCGCUCUGUGGACAAUUCACUACUUUUAGCAAAGUCAUCAUUUGCUUGAUGAUGUUACGAGGCCGACACCGAGGAUUGCCGUAUUCUCUCGACCGAGCCAUCAUGCUCCCUAGCGAGCAGUUGAAUGAGCGCGGUGGGCUCUCCAGGACAACAUCUCAGCAAAGUGCAGGCAAACCUAGCUCUCUCGGGUUUCGACGCAGGAGUAGCGGGACCGCAAGGAUGAUACCCAUGAAAACACACCAUACACAGUGA
Diaporthe batatas is the source of this 2519-nucleotide messenger RNA. RefSeq lists its product as uncharacterized. Bases 342 to 2519 code for a protein of 725 amino acids. The transcript has 11 exons. Gene Ontology annotation, cellular component: plasma membrane. Gene Ontology annotation, biological process: potassium ion import across plasma membrane; intracellular potassium ion homeostasis. Gene Ontology annotation, molecular function: high-affinity potassium ion transmembrane transporter activity. The record is from RefSeq and is a predicted model, not a curated record. NCBI's taxonomy places the organism in Eukaryota, Fungi, Ascomycota, Sordariomycetes, Diaporthales, Diaporthaceae.